Microthlaspi erraticum is the source of this 231-nucleotide messenger RNA. The record is from the annotation of a GenBank genome assembly. NCBI's taxonomy places the organism in Eukaryota, Viridiplantae, Streptophyta, Magnoliopsida, Brassicales, Brassicaceae.
AUGUCGGACGUAUGCCCAGAUACUGUAGGUGAAGGAAUUAAGAGUUCGUGGCCUGAAUUGGUGGGCAGAAGAGGAGAGGAAGCAAAAGAGAUCAUUGAGAGAGAAAAUACGAAAGUAACGGCUCGGAUUAUAUCUGAAAAUGCUAUUGUUUUGACCGUUGUGAUCUGUGAUAACGUUUAUGUUCGUGUCAAUGACCAUGGCAUUGUCACACGAACCCCUUCCGUUGGUUAA